CGCUGAAUGGGUAUGCGACAGUGGCAGGCACCGGCGAGCUUGUGUGUCUCGAGUGCAUCCAGGCGUGCGAGCGCGUUGCCGAUGCUGUGCUGCACGGCGACUUCAAUGCCCGGGUUAGGUGCACGCGCUGCCACAGCAUUGACGGUGCUGGCGAGAAGGAGUGGCCACUGACCAAGCCCACAGGCGCUGCUGGUCACGUAUCGGCCCCCUCCAGCCAGCUGACAGGAACUCCGAUGAUUAGCCACCCAGUUACGCAUACCCAGAAGCUGGCGAACCGUGUCAACCGCAUGGCCUCGCUGCUGUCCUUUGUCACCCAUGAAAUCGUCGGCGUGGCACGCAACGACGGCAUUCGUGGCAUUCUCGGCACCCAGGGCAACAUUGAUGGACUGAACGGGACUUUGGCUUGAGCUUAUGAACGAGGUCAACACGAUGACACGGAUCCACACGGAGCAGGUGCGCAACAUUGCGCACGUCUGCAACUCUGUGGCCAACGGUGACUUGUCCGAGAAGGUCUCGAUUGACGUCAACGGUGAAAUGGCUGAACUCAAGGACACGAUCAACAGCAUGGUGGACCAGCUCAGUGCCUUCUCGUUUGAGGUCACCCGCGUCUCGCAUGCCGUCGGCACCGAAGGCACGCUGGGCGUCACUGCCGAGGUCCCCGACGUCAACGGUGUCUGGAAGCUGCUUACGGAUAAUGUCAACAGCAUGGCCAGCAAUCUGACCAACCAGGUGCGCGAUAUCUCGAAUGUCUGCAAGGCCGUGGCGGCCGGUGACCUGACGCGCACGGUGCAGGUCGAGGCACGCGGCGAAAUGCUUGAGCUCAAGGAUACAAUCAACACGAUGGUUACCAGACUCGACCAUAUGGCGGUGGAGCUGACCCGCGUGGCUGUCCAGGCAAACUGGUUUGAGCUCGACGGCACCUGGAAGGAUCUAACGGACAACGUUAACCGUAUGGCGGAUAACCUGACACAGCAGGUACGCGAUAUUACGAGAGUCACCCAGGCUGUGGCCCGCGGUGACCUGACACGCAAGGUCGAGGUGCCGCUUAACGGUGAAAUGGCAGAGUUGAAGACGACUAUUAACGAAAUGGUGGACAGGCUCAACACUUUUGCAUUUGAGGUCUCGCGUGUGGCCAAGGAGGUCGGUACUGAUGGGCAGCUCGGUGGCCAGGCAAAUGUCCCUGAUGUCGAUGGCACCUGGAAGGUUCUGACUGACAACGUGAACACAAUGGCGGACAACCUGACCAACCAAGUUCGCGAUAUUGCGAAUGUGACCAAGGCCAUUUCAGCUGGCGAUCUGACGCGCAAGGUGCAGGUGCCGCUGAACGGCGAGAUGGAUGAGCUCAAGAUCACUAUCAACACCAUGGUGGACCAGCUCAACACUUUUGCGUUUGAGGUCUCGCGCGUGGCCAAGGAGGUCGGUACCGACGGUAAGCUUGGCGGGCAAGCCAAUGUUGAGGGUGUUGGCGGCACUUGGAAGGACCUGACUGACAAUGUCAACAAGAUGGCGGACAAUCUGACCAACCAGGUCCGAGACAUUGCUGACGUUACCAAGGCUGUUGCCGCCGGCGAGCUAUCGCGCAAGGUCAUGGUUCCACUGAAUGGCGAGAUGGGUGAGCUCAAGGACACAAUCAACCAGAUGGUGGACCAGCUCAGCCACUUUGCCGACGAGGUCACCACGGUCGCCAUCGAGGUCGGUCUGGAGGGCCGUUUGGGUGCACAGGCGCGUGUCGUCGGCGUGCAAGGCGUGUGGAUGGACCUGACGCACAAUGUCAACAAGAUGGCGUAUAAUAUCACAAGGCAAGUGCGCAACAUUGCUGAGGUCACCCGGGCCGUUGCCAAGGGCGAUCUGGGCAAGCAGGUCGACAUCCCGUGCAAGGGUGAGAUGGAGUUUUUGAAAACUACUAUCAACGACAUGGUUGCCCGACUAAAGACGUUCUCCAGCGAGGUCUCGCGUGUCGCCAAGGAGGUUGGAACUGACGGCAAGCUGGGCGCCCAGGCAUCAGUGCCUGAUGUGGAGGGCACAUGGAAGUACUUGACGGAAAACGUUCGGGACAUUGCGACGGUGACCAAGGCCAUUUCAGCUGGCGAUCUGACGCGCAAGGUGCAGGUGCCGCUGAACGGCGAGAUGGAUGAGCUCAAGAUCACUAUCAACACCAUGGUGGAUCAGCUCAAUACCUUUGCCAAAGAGGUCUCGCGUGUCGCCAAGGAGGGUGUUGACGGCACCUGGAAGGUUCUGACGGACAACGUCAACAACAUGGCCACCAACUUGACCAACCAGGUUCGAGACAUUGCCACAGUUACGAAGGCAAUCUCAGCCGGAGAUUUGACGCGCAAGGUUGAAAUUCCGCUGAACGGCGAGAUGGGUGAAUUGAAGGACACUAUCAACACCAUGGUUGGGCAGCUGAAGACGUUCGCGUCAGAGGUAUCUCGUGUUGCCAAGGAGGUCGGCACGGAUGGCAAACUCGGCGGCCAGGCAUAUGUGCCCAAUGUCGACGGCACUUGGAAGGACCUGACCGACAAUGUGAACAAGAUGGCUGACAACCUGACGAUUCAGUCGCAGCAGGGCGAAAUGUCCAAGCGCAUCACAGUGACUUUGAAUGGUGAGAUGGGGGAGCUCAAGACCACUAUCAACGCCAUGGUCAACCAGGUCAGCCAGUUUGCCGCGGAGCUUGCCAAGGGCCAAUUGGGAGCACACGCCGACAUGAGCGGGGUUGAUGGUGUCUGGAAAACGCUCACAGACAAUGUCAACAACAUGGCCGACAAUAUUACCAAUCAGGUGCGCAACAUCGCCGAGGUCACCAAGGCCGUCGCUGAGGGCGAUCUGUCCAAGGAGGUCACUGUCCCGCUAAAGGGUGAGAUGGGCGACCUGAAGACCACUAUCAACGACAUGGUUGCUCGGCUGAAAACGUUCUCCAGCGAGGUGUCGCGUGUUGCCAAAGAGGUCGGGACUGACGGCAAGCUGGGCGCACAGGCGACAGUGCCUGAUGUCGAGGGUACAUGGAAGGACUUGACCGACAAUGUCAACAACAUGGCGACUAAUCUGACGAACCAGGUACGCGACAUUGCGACGGUGACAAAAGCGAUCUCGGCCGGCGAUUUGACGCGCAAGGUUGAGGUGCCGCUGAACGGUGAGAUGGGUGAGCUCAAGAUCACUAUCAACACCAUGGUCGAUCAGCUCAACACAUUCGCAGACGAAGUAUCCCGUGUGGCCAAGGAGGUCGGAACCGAUGGCAAGCUUGGCGGUCAAGCUAACGUCGAAGGUGUUGAUGGUACGUGGAAGGUUUUGACUGACAACGUCAACAACAUGGCCACCAAUCUGACGAACCAGGUCCGAGACAUCGCCAAUGUCACCAAGGCAAUCUCAGCCGGCAACCUUAAUCUCAAGGUCGAGGUACCGCUGAACGGCGAGAUGGGCGACCUGAAGGGCACCAUCAACACCAUGGUGGACCAGCUCAACACGUUCGCCGCCGAAGUGUCGCGUGUGGCCAAGGAGGUCGGAACUGAUGGUCAGCUAGGUGGACAAGCCAACGUCCCAAAUGUCGAUGGGACCUGGAAGGACCUUACUGACAACGUGAACACCAUGGCCGAUAACCUGACUAACCAGGUGCGGACAAUCAGCAACGUCACUAAGGCUGUUGCGCUUGGCGAUCUGACACAGAAGAUCAAGGUCGAUGCGCUCGGAGAGAUGGGCGACCUGAAGACCACAAUCAACGACAUGGUGGACCGAUUGAACACGUUUGCAGAUGAGGUGUCGCGUGUGGCCAAGGAGGUCGGCACAGACGGCAAGCUUGGCGGUCAAGCCAAUGUUGAGGGUGUUGAUGGAACUUGGAAGUCGCUGACUAACAACGUCAACCGGAUGGGUGACAACUUGACCAACCAGGUCCGAGACAUCGCUAAUGUCACCAAAGCUAUCUCUGCUGGUGACCUGACGCGCAAGGUCCAGGUGCCGCUGAACGGUGAGAUGGGUGAGCUCAAGUCGACCAUCAACACCAUGGUGGACCAGCUGAGCACGUUCGCUGCUGAGGUGUCGCGUGUGGCCAAGGAGGUCGGAACUGAUGGGCAGCUUGGUGGCCAGGCAAACGUCGAGGGCGUUGAUGGGACCUGGAAGGUGCGCGACAUUGCCAAUGUCACCAAGGCGAUUUCAGCAGGCGACCUGACGCGCAAGGUCGAGGUGCCGCUGAAUGGCGAGAUGGGUGAGCUCAAGCAGACCAUCAACACGAUGGUGGACCAGCUCAACACAUUCGCCUUCGAGGUGUCGCGUGUUGCCAAGGAGGUCGGAACCGAUGGUCAGCUAGGUGGACAAGCCAACGUCCCGAAUGUCGAUGGUACCUGGAAGGACCUUACUGACAACGUGAACACCAUGGCCGACAACCUGACCAACCAGGUCCGAGACAUUGCAAUGGUCACUACGGCCAUUUCAGCAGGCAACUUGAACCUCAAGGUCGAGGUGCCGCUAAAUGGCGAGAUGGGUGAGCUCAAGUCGACCAUCAACACCAUGGUGGACCAGCUGAGCACGUUCGCUGCUGAGGUGUCGCGUGUGGCCAAGGAGGUCGGAACCGAUGGUCAGCUCGGCGGACAGGCCAAUGUCGAAGGUGUUGAUGGGACCUGGAAGUCGCUCACUGACAAUGUCAACAAGAUGGCCGACAACUUGACUAACCAGGUGCGCGACAUUGCCAAUGUCGAGGUGCCGCUGAAUGGCGAGAUGGGUGAGCUCAAGCAGACCAUCAACACGAUGGUGGACCAGCUCAACACAUUCGCCUUCGAGGUGUCGCGUGUUGCCAAGGAGGUUGGUACCGAUGGACAGCUAGGCGGCCAAGCCAACGUCCCGAAUGUCGAUGGCACUUGGAAGGACCUUACUGACAACGUGAACACCAUGGCCGACAACCUGACCAACCAAGUACGCUCGAUUAGCAAGGUUACCACCGCGAUUGCCGAGGGUGACUUGAGCAAAAAGAUCGACAUUGUUGUCAACGGCGAAAUGGGCGAGCUCACAAAUACUAUCAACGAGAUGGUCGACAAGCUCCGCGGGAUUGUAUCGGAGCUGUCGAGUGUUGCACUCCAGGUCGGCACCGACGGCCAACUUGGUGGUCAGGCUCACUUGAAGAACAUUAGCGGCAACUGGAAGGACUUGACCGAUAACGUCAACAAGAUGGCAUACAACCUGACUAAUCAAGUCAGAGACAUCGCAACGGUCACUAAGGCUAUCUCUGCUGGUGACCUGACGCGCAAGGUCCAGGUGCCGCUGAAUGGUGAGAUGGGUGAGCUCAAGUCGACCAUCAACACCAUGGUGGACCAGCUGAGCACGUUCGCUGCUGAGGUGUCGCGUGUGGCCAAGGAGGUCGGAACCGAUGGUCAGCUCGGCGGACAGGCCAAUGUCGAAGGUGUUGAUGGGACCUGGAAGUCGCUCACUGACAAUGUCAACAAGAUGGCCGACAACUUGACUAACCAGGUGCGCGACAUUGCCAAUGUCACCAAGGCGAUUUCAGCGGGUAACCUGAACAUGAAGGUCGAGGUGCCACUCAAUGGCGAGAUGGGCGACCUGAAGGGCACGAUCAACACCAUGGUGGACCAGCUCAACACGUUUGCGGAUGAGGUUACACGAGUCGCUAAGGAAGUGGGUACUGAAGGCAAACUUGGCGGCCAAGCCAAUGUCGAUGGCGUUGAUGGCACUUGGAAGGAUCUGACCAACAACGUGAACACCAUGGCCAGCAACCUGACGACCCAGGUCCGAUCCAUCAGCGAAGUCACCAAGGCUGUCGCACACGGCGAUUUGACGCAGAAAAUUGAAGUCGACGUCGAGGGUGAAAUGCUGGACCUUAAGACCACUAUAAACGAGAUGGUUGACCAGCUCAAUAUCUUCGCCGAUGAGGUCUCACGAGUCGCACUAGAGGUCGGCAUCAACGGCAAGCUUGGCGGCCAGGCAUUUGUUCCUAACGUCGACGGCGUGUGGAAGAAGGUCACGGACAACGUCAAUACCAUGGCCAAUAACCUCACGUUCCAGGUUCGGUCUAUCGGAAAUGUGACCACCGCUGUUGCGCGCGGCGAUCUAACCAAGGUCAUUGCCGUGGAUGCGCGUGGCGAGAUGGGCACGUUGAAGACGACAAUGAACGGGAUGGUGUCCCAGCUGCGUAUCUUUGCUGGGGAGGUGUCGCGUGUGGCCAAGGAAGUCGGUACCGAUGGCCAGCUGGGCGGACAAGCCAACGUCCCGAAUGUCGACGGUACCUGGAAGGAGCUCACCGAUAAUGUCAACACCAUGGCUGACAACCUGACUAACCAGGUGCGGACAAUCAGCAACGUCACUAAGGCUGUUGCGCUUGGCGAUCUGACACAGAAGAUCAAGGUCGAUGCGCUCGGAGAGAUGGGCGACCUGAAGACCACAAUCAACGACAUGGUGGACCGAUUGAACACGUUUGCAGAUGAGGUGUCGCGUGUGGCCAAGGAGGUCGGCACAGACGGCAAGCUUGGCGGUCAAGCGAACGUACCAAACGUGGGCGGUACAUGGAAGGGACUGACAGACAAUGUCAACACCAUGGCUAACAAUUUGACAAACCAGGUGCGCGACAUUGCCAAUGUCACCAAAGCUAUCUCUGCUGGUGAUCUGACGCGCAAGGUUGAGAUUCCACUGAACGGCGAGAUGGCGGAGUUGAAAGACACCAUCAACACCAUGGUGGACCAGCUCAGUACGUUUGCUGACGAGGUGUCGCGUGUGGCCAAGGAGGUCGGUACCGAUGGCAAGCUCGGCGGGCAGGCCAAUGUCCCAAAUGUCGACGGCACCUGGAAGGGGCUGACAGAUAAUGUCAACAAGAUGGCGGACAACCUGACGAAUCAGGUCCGAGACAUCGCCAAUGUCACCAAGGCAAUCUCAGCUGGCAACCUUAAUCUCAAGGUCGAGGUGCCGCUGAACGGCGAGAUGGGCGACCUGAAGGGCACGAUCAACACCAUGGUGGACCAGCUCAACACGUUCGCCGCCGAAGUGUCGCGUGUGGCCAAGGAGGUCGGUACCGAUGGCAAACUCGGCGGACAGGCCAACGUCGAGGGCGUUGAUGGGACCUGGAAGUCGCUCACAGACAACGUCAACAAGAUGGCAGACAACCUGACCAACCAGGUGCGCUCUAUCAGCGAGAAGAUCAAUGUCGAUGCGCUUGGAGAGAUGGGCGACCUGAAGACAACUAUCAACGAGAUGGUGGACCAGCUGAAUGUAUUUGCUGAUGAGGUGUCGCGUGUUGCCAAGGAGGUUGGUACUGAUGGGCAGCUUGGUGGCCAGGCAAUCGUUCCCAAUGUUGAUGGUACCUGGAAGGAUCUGACAUUUAAUGUCAACAAGAUGGCAGACAAGUUGACCAACCAGGUCCGCGACAUUGCCAAUGUCGAGGUGCCGCUCAAUGGCGAGAUGGGCGAACUCAAAAACACGAUCAACACCAAUGUAUCCCGAGUUGCCAAGGAGGUCGGAACCGAUGGUCAACUUGGCGGACAGGCCAACGUCCCGAAUGUCGAUGGCACUUGGAAGGACUUGACGGACAACGUCAACAACAUGGCCACCAAUCUGACCAACCAAGUCCGUGAUAUCGCCAAUGUCACCAAGGCAAUCUCAGCCGGCAACCUUAAUCUCAAGGUCGAGGUGCCGCUGAACGGCGAGAUGGGCGACCUGAAGGGCACGAUCAACACCAUGGUGGACCAGCUCAACACGUUCGCCGCCGAAGUGUCGCGUGUGGCCAAGGAGGUCGGAACUGAUGGUCAGCUAGGUGGACAAGCCAACGUCCCAAAUGUCGACGGUACCUGGAAGGAUCUGACAGACAAUGUCAACAAGAUGGCCACCAAUUUGACCAACCAAGUGCGCGACAUUGCAAAUGUCACCAAGGCGAUUUCUGCGGGUGACUUGACACGCAAGGUUCAAGUUCCGCUGAAUGGUGAGAUGGGCGAGCUCAAGCAGACCAUUAAUACCAUGGUGGACCAGCUCAGUACGUUUGCUGACGAGGUCUCGCGUGUUGCCAAAGGAGGUCGGUACCGAUGGCAAGCUCGGCGGCAGGCCAAUGUCCCGAACGUCGAUGGCACUUGGAAGGGAUUGACGGACAACGUCAACAAGAUGGCGGACAACUUGACGAACCAGGUCCGAGACAUUGCCAAUGUGUCGUCGGAUCUUAACGGUGAGAUGGCAGAGUUGAAGACGACCAUUAAUACCAUGGUGGACCAGCUCAGUACGUUUGCUGACGAGGUGUCGCGUGUGGCCAAGGAGGUCGGUACCGAUGGCAAGCUCGGCGGCCAGGCCAACGUCCCGAAUGUCGAUGGCACUUGGAAGGACUUGACGGACAACGUCAACAAGAUGGCGGACAACCUGACGAAUCAGGUCAGAGACAUCGCCAAUGUCACCAAGGCAAUCUCAGCCGGCAACCUUAAUCUCAAGGUCGAGGGCACGAUCAACACCAUGGUGGACCAGCUCAACACGUUCGCCGCCGAAGUGUCGCGUGUGGCCAAGGAGGUCGGAACUGAUGGUCAGCUAGGUGGACAAGCCAACGUCCCAAAUGUCGACGGUACCUGGAAGGAUCUGACAGACAAUGUCAACAAGAUGGCCACCAAUCUGACGAAUCAGGUCCGAGACAUCGCCAAUGUCACCAAGGCAAUCUCAGCUGGCAACCUUAAUCUCAAGGUCGAGGUGCCGCUGAAACGGCGAGAUGGCGGAGAGGUCGGUACUGAUGGACAGCUGGGCGGACAAGCCAACGUCGAGGGUGUUGAUGGCACCUGGAAGUCGCUCACUGACAACGUCAACAAGAUGGCAGACAACCUGACCAACCAGAUGGCAGAGCUGAAGACGACCAUCAACACGAUGGUGGACCAGCUGAGCACGUUCGCUGCUGAGGUGUCGCGUGUCGCUAAGGAGGUUGGUACUGAUGGGCAGCUUGGUGGCCAGGCAAAUGUUCCCAACGUCGAUGGUACCUGGAAGUCGCUCACUGACAAUGUCAACAAGAUGGCAGACAACUUGACCAACCAGGCUAUUUCAGCAGGCGACCUGACGCGCAAGGUCGAGGUACCGCUGAACGGCGAGAUGGGUGAGCUCAAGCAGACCAUUAAUACCAUGGUGGACCAGCUCAGUACGUUUGCUGAUGAGGUGUCGCGUGUGGCCAAGGAGGUUGGUACCGAUGGCAAGCUCGGCGGGCAAGCCAAUGUCCCGAAUGUCGAUGGCACUUGGAAGGGGCUAACCGACAACGCCAUUUCAGCAGGCGAUCUGACACGUAAGGUCGAAAUUCCGUUGAAUGGAGAAAUGGCCGAGCUCAAGCAGACCAUCAACACCAUGGUGGACCAGCUGAGCACUUUCGCUGCUGAGGUGUCGCGUGUGGCCAAGGAGGUUGGCACCGAUGGUCAGCUGGGCGGACAGGCCAAUGUCGACGGCGUCGAUGGCACUUGGAAGGAUCUGACUGACAAUGUCAACAAGAUGGCCACCAAUCUGACCAACCAGGUGCGUGAUAUCGCCACAGUAACCAAGGCCAUUUCAGCAGGCAACUUGAACCUUAAAGUCGAGGUGCCACUCAAUGCGAGAUGGGAGCUCAACACGUUCGCCGCCGAAGUGUCGCGUGUGGCCAAGGAGGUCGGAACUGAUGGGCAGCUCGGUGGACAGGCCAAUGUCCCGAAUGUCGACGGUACCUGGAAGGAUCUGACAGAUAAUGUCAACAAGAUGGCGGACAAUCUGACGAACCAGGUGCGCGACAUUGCAAAUGUCACCAAGGCGGUUGCUGCUGGUGAUUUGCGCCAGAAGGUGUCGUCGGAUCUUAACGGUGAGAUGGCAGAGCUGAAGACGACCAUCAACACGAUGGAGGUCGGUACUGAUGGUCAGCUUGGUGGCCAGGCAAACGUCGAGGGCGUUGACGGCACCUGGAAGUCGCUCACUGACAAUGUCAACAAGAUGGCCGACAACCUGACAAGCCAAGUCCGAGAUAUCGCUAACGUGACCAAGGCGAUUUCAGCAGGCGAUCUGACGCGCAAAGUUGAGAUUCCGCUGAAUGGCGAGAUGGCAGAGCUGAAGACGACCAUCAACACCAUGGUAGACCAGCUCAGCAUCUUCGCCAAGGAAGUGUCCCGUGUCGCCAAGGAGGUCGGCACCGAUGGUCAGCUCGGUGGCCAGGCAAAUGUUCCCAACGUCGACGGCACCUGGAAGGAUCUGACCGAAAACGUCAACAAGAUGGCAGACAACCUGACCAACCAGGUGCGCUCUAUCAGCGAGGUCACAAAGGCUAUGGCAGAGCUGAAGACGACCAUCAACACCAUGGUAGACCAGCUCAGCAUCUUCGCCAAGGAAGUGUCCCGUGUCGCCAAGGAGGUCGGCACCGAUGGUCAGCUCGGUGGCCAGGCAAAUGUUCCCAACGUCGAUGGUACCUGGAAGUCGCUCACCAACAACGUUAACCGGAUGGCUGAUAACCUGACAAACCAGGUGCGCGACAUUGCGAUGGUGACUAAGGCGAUUUCGGCCGGUGAUCUGACCAAGUUUGUCACUGUUCCUCUAAGCGGCGAAAUGGGCGAGCUGAAAGACACAAUUAACAGCAUGGUCAAGCGUCUGGCUGUCUUCGCCGCUGAGGUCAAUAAGGUUGCCCGUGAGGUCGGCACUGAGGGCAAGCUCGGCGUGCAGGCCCUUGUCCACGACGUCGAGGGUGCAUGGCUGGAGGUCACGUCCAAGGUCAACACCAUGGCUCUCAACCUCACCAACCAGGUACGUGCGUUUGCGCAGAUCACAGCGGCCGCCACUGGCGGUGACUUUAACUCGAUGAUCACCGUUGACGCAUCUGGCGAGAUGGACGCGCUCAAUAUCGUGCGUAACAUGCAGGCCCGCCAGGCAGCCGAGGUAGCCAACCGUGCCAAGAGCGAGUUCCUGGCUAACAUGUCGCACGAGGUGCGCACGCCUAUGAACGGUAUCAUCGGAAUGACUUCGAUGACCUUGGAGACCAACCUGACGCAUACCCAGCGUGAUUCGCUGAUGAUUGUGUCGAGCCUGUCGAACUCGCUGUUGUCAAUCCUCAAUGACCUGCUUGACUUGUCCAAGAUUGAGGCUGGUCGCAUGAGCAUGGAGCAGAUUCCAUUUGCGCUGCGCAACGCCAUGCUGAGUAAGGGUCUCAACGUCUUCUUUAUGUGCGAUCCUGAUAUCCCUGACAACGUUGUCGGCGACCCGCAUCGACUGCGCCAGGUGUUGACUAAUCUGGUUGGCAACGCGGUCAAAUUUACCAAUGAGGGCGAAAUCUCGAUUAAUUGCCGUUGCCUGCAGCGCCAGGGCAACGAGCUCACGCUUGAGAUCUCAGUCAAGGACACGGGCAUUGGCAUCCCCAAGGACAAGAUUGAUGUCGUGUUUGAGACAUUCACGCAGGCUGACGGUUCAACCACUCGUAGAUACGGCGGAACGGGUCUGGGUCUCAGCAUCUCGCGUAGCCUCUGCCGUCUCCUUGGAGGUGACAUCCGCGUCGAGAGCGAAUAUGGGCUCGGAUCUAACUUUAUCUUCACCUGCAAGCUUGAGGCACCUGCCAAGGAAAUGGUAGUUAAGCUGCGCGAGAUGCUCCAUUCGUUCCAUCUGAGCACAGCGACUGUCGACACAGCAGAGCAGGCCGAGCGCCUGAUUUGGCGCGGAGCACAGCACCGUCCCAUGUUUGACACAUUCAUUGUCGAUACAAUGCAGACCGCCGAUGAGUUACGGUCCACUGGGCUGACCAACCUGAACUUCAUGCCCAUUGUCUACUUUGCCGACCCGCGCAACAGCUGCAUCAACGUCAACCGCAUCAUUGAGCUCGGCAUCAACUCGUACAUUGACAUUCCGUUCGACUACAGCAAGCUUGCCAGCGCGAUGCUGCCAGCCCUCGAGACACACUCGCUUAUUCCUGAUCUGUCCAAGUACCGCAAGCGCCCCCUGCGCAUUCUUCUGGCUGAGGACAAUGUGGUCAACCAGAAGCUUGCGCUACGCAUCCUGCAAAAGUGCAACCACAAAGUCGAGGUCGUGACGGCAUCCAACCCCGGGUCGGAGAACGACAGGAGCGGGCCAUCGCAUAGUCGUGCCAAGUCCAAGUCGCCGUUUGCCAUGGAUCCUGACGAGCCGACGCCAACGGAUGAGCGCAUCGAUUUUAUCGGCGAUGCCGAGCCAGGGCUCAGUCGCAUCACUGAAGUUGACGAGUCUGGAGAUGGCGGUGACGCCAACGAGGGUGCCUCUGUCCAGUCCCAGAGGCUGAAGCAGGUGGGCAGCCGCAGGAAGGCAGCGAGUCCGACAAGCCCAAGGCCGUUGAAGGCACAGUAUGCUGACAGCAUGUACCCGCCAGCUGUCAAGGCUCCUGAUGACCUGCCACUCGUGCUCGACUCUAUCGAUAUUCCGAACACAGAGGACAAGGAGGCCGACGAGGACAAUCCGUACACACAAACGACCGAGGAAAGCCCCGAGGAGACCAAGCCAGCCGGUGUGCGCGAUCCCAAGUCCAAGUUUGCCUGUGUGCCGAUGCCGUUCGACAUCAUCCUGAUGGACAUCCAGAUGCCAGUAGUCCACGGAUUUGAGGCCACCAAGCGGAUCCGCAAGUGGGAGGAGAGUGAGGGCGUUGAUUUCCGCACGCCGAUUAUUGCGCUGACAGCACAUGCUAUGCUGGGAGAUCGCGACCGCUGCCUGUCGUCUGGAUGGACGAAUGAGUACGGCGAUAUUGUGCCCAUCGUUGACACGAUAAACGACUCGACUGAUUCCCAGUCCAACUCUGAUGACGAUGACAGCGACAGCGACGAUGAGAUGGAGCCGAUGCAUCCCCGCGACUACUUUGGUCGGGACGAUGUGCCAUAUGGUAUCUACGACGAUGAUGGGUACAAUGACGACGACGACGACGAUGACGACGACGGCGAUGACUGUGACGAUGAUACGGAGAGGUACCGCCGAUCGUUCCUGGGCACUGCCUUUGGAAAGCGUGCCAAGAAGAGCCCAGGGGCAAGUAGCUACCGCGAUGCACCGCCUACCAUGAUUUCGCAGGGCGAUCUCAUGAAGUACAAGCGCGAGUAUGGCGAGCACAUUACGCGCGGGAAGUGCGAUGUCUGGGGUGGAGCAGCAGCAGCCGAAGAAGUCUGCUUUCAAGCCUCCGAGAUGGUGCUGACCGAUCGUGACUUUGAAAAGCACAACACUAGCAACUUCUCGAUGAAGCAGCUGAACAACCGGUCGAUCUACAACUCGUACUCGAUCAUGUCGCAGUCAGCCAAGAGCCGCCGCGACCGCAAGCUGGCGCA
Molecule: messenger RNA, 13217 nt
Organism: Linderina pennispora
Lineage: Eukaryota; Fungi; Kickxellomycota; Kickxellomycetes; Kickxellales; Kickxellaceae
Exons: 27
Biological process (GO): phosphorelay signal transduction system; phosphorylation
Cellular component (GO): membrane
Molecular function (GO): phosphorelay sensor kinase activity
Source: RefSeq, a predicted model, not a curated record